This is a messenger RNA of Plasmopara halstedii, 3258 nucleotides long. RefSeq lists its product as uncharacterized. Lineage: Eukaryota; Oomycota; Peronosporomycetes; Peronosporales; Peronosporaceae. The coding region runs from base 1 to 3258 and encodes 1085 amino acids. The transcript has a single exon. The record is from RefSeq and is a predicted model, not a curated record.
AUGAAAAUUCUUGGAUUUCUUGCUCUAGGAUUUCCUCUCGAGGUUUUCGCGGGUUUUACAUCGUUCGGUCUUAAGGAUUCUCUGCUAGCCGAAAGCAGCGAACGUACUGUUUCGUUUGCUUCGCUUCCGUUCGAUCUCCCCAACAAUGCUCUUCUUUCCAACGACAUUCUUACUCAAUCUUUCAAGAAUUAUAACUUAAAUGAAAAUGGACGUAUUGGAUGUACUACCACGAGUACGUCCAAGGAAGACGAAGAAGUGAGUGUAGUACUUGCUUUUUCAAAAUGCUUGAACGAGUCGGCACUGAAAGUUGUGGAGCAAUGGGUGAAUCAAGUCAAGUCGACGUUUGUUCGUAGUGCCUCUGCGACUGAUUUAAAAAUCAAGUUUCAAUCGACAAUGGUACCUGGAGCUUGUGAAGAACGCAGCGAAAAAACGAAGCAUGGUCUUGAGGAUCCAGAUAUGGCGAAUCAAAGUGGUGCGACUGUCUUUCUUGCUGACAAGGUGGAAGCCCACGACUUGAAGCGAUUAGAAGCAUUUCCUGAUCUUGGCGCUGUCAUUGAUUUGGCUCAAGAAAAUACUACCCUUGAUAUCAAUCCAAUCGCAGUGAUUUCCUUUGUGAGUGGUGAAAAGUCGUACCACGAAGUUCAGAAAUUUGAGGCCUCGGCUCAUGUAUCAAAGACGUUCAACUUUCGUAUUUGUAAAAGUGGAACAAAUUGUGAGGGAGAGUUUGAAAACUGUAUCGACUUGCCAGAAGUGGUGGAUUUAUUCAUGUACAAUCCAUUUACCGUGACGAGAUCGUUGGAAUGUGCGAACUUAGACAACGGCGUUCCGGUCACAUACUUGGAUGCGAAUGGUGCUCGACAAUGCUUUUGCAAUUGUCCUGCUGGGUAUGAGAUGACAGAGAGUGAGUAUGGUCUUCCAACAUGUACAAAAGUUACUGAAGAAACUUGUCCAUGUGUUUGGGCCAAUGUCAAUGGAUUUAAACAUCAAGUGACGACGGAUGAACCAGUGUGUUUGUUUCAAGACGUGGCUUCCAACUGGGGACUACCGGUGCCAUUCCCGACCGAUGGAUACGUUUCCGACAAACGUGAUACUUUGACUGAAGGAUCAAAAGAUCCACGAAUUACUCUUUACGUUGAUCGUCAACAAGAUGCUGAAUAUAAACGAAGUGAUAUUCGUGGAGCUGUUGGUACGGGAACGUCGUACCCAUUAACAUUUCAAGAAGUUCUCGGUCUCUAUCCAAGUGCUUCGAGCUUCUCUCCUGUUAUCGAACACGGACAGGACAAAACGAUACUUCACGAGAUUCUGACAUGGAGAGAGUACCAAACAAACCGUGAUACUCAUAUAAACGACUUGACAUUCACGUCAUAUGGCAAGUAUCAUUUGAAAGUGAGUGCUUACGAUUACUUUUCGAGUGCGACUUGUGAUGGCUGUCUUGUGAUUGUCGACAACAAUCGACCGAAAGCCACGACAUCGUGCCCUCUUAGCUUUUGUGACAAUAUUGCUGAUCCUCAAUGUAAAGAUACGGCUGUAUUGACAAUUGAGAAUCUAGACAAAGCUAAUGCACUCGUAACUCAGUACCUUGAUUUCGCAAUCAAAGCCAAGAACGAUGCCUGUAGUAUGGCGAAUCGCUGUGAUCAAACCUCCGUGAGUCAACGCAACUUUUUUGAGAAAGAGUACACGAAUCACGACUCGAGUUUCGCUUCUCAAUGUUUUGACAAGGAUAAAGUUCUGAAUGAUUUACUGACUUCAGAAAAGAUUAAAACCAAUCCGCUGGUUCAAGCUGAUAAUAAUUGUGAUAACACGAUUGCACCUGUUCCUCCAAGUCAGUGUACGAAAUGCUGCAAGAUGGCGACAUCGUUAAAAGAGUGGUGGACAGACUAUCGUUGUGGCUCUGAUUAUGAUGUACGAUCCUGUGACGGCGAUAGCGAUCAAAAAUGUCAUUUUGAUCAAUGCCUUGUUGUAAAUGGUGAUACUAUGGCGACAGUCACUGCUUCGAUUACAGAAGACGCUAAGACAGCAUCCGAAAAGGUUUUGGCUCAAGUAGAGGAGCAAUCCUACCAAACUGUGACUCAAAUUCAUCGAGCACUUGAUUGUACGUCAUUUGGUGGUACUGAUGGAGAGUGUGACUUUCGAGCGAAAUUAUCGGAACUUAUCGACACAACUGAGACGCUUAAGUUCACAUCGACUUCUAGUUCAAGUGAUUACAUCUUCUGGCGCUAUAAACUCGUGUCUGAGGGAGAAUCGUGGCAGCUUUGGAAGACUGGGAAACAAACGGACUAUGGACAAGUAUCGUACGAGAACGAUGAUGUGUUGACAUUUUCAAAUCCAGAGACAAAAGUCAUUCUGGAAGCCUGGACACAAUGUGGUCUAGUCCGACGUUUCUUUUUCUACGUUCAUCUUCAUGUGAAUAGCCCCAUGAGUGUGUGUGAAAAGUUUAAUGACAUGUGGUACCAAACGUCUGUUUCAAGACUGCCAAUUGGCACAAGCAUGUGUGCUUACCCAGGUAGUGACUUUGCUGAAGUCACGUUUGAUUUCCAUCCAAAUGUUGGACUUCAGUACUCACGUGAAGAAUUGCGAAUGAACGUGUCAAAUGUCGAGUGUACAGGAGCUUUAGAAGGUCGUUUACCAAUUGAGAUUCUUAAAGUUACUCAAGAUUCACCUGAAAUUGUCACGCGCUUUGCUGUCGAAAUGCUGAAUAAACCGACAACCGAAGCUGCAACAGACUUUCAUGUUGAAUGUGCUUUUACAUACACAAAGUAUAGUGGAGCAAUAGCACUUGAAACAUGCAAACGGGACUUUUCCAUUUCAGAUUGCAAAGGACCUGCAUUUGAUACACCGAAUGCUGUUUGUGAAUUUGAAGGAUGUGCUGGCAAAGAGUUAGCGGGUUUAUAUGAAGCAUGUGGUGGUACGAUUGUCAAGGCUGAUGAAAAGUGCACAAUUGUUGAGACUGAAGAUAAAAGCUGUUGCCAAGGAUGUGAGACGACUCAAGUCACGUGUACGUCAUUACUAGGUCUUCCAAAUGCUAAUACAGAUAUCAAACGAUGUGAACCCAACACUGAAGGCGUCUACUCAAGCCCGAGCUACAGCUACGGAGCCGUGCUAUUGACAGAGACUGCCCAAAACCAUCCAGCUGCAACGGCUUUACUUUCUGCCACGGCACUCAUUGCAGUCAUCGCUCUUGUCGUUGUCCGUCAUCGUGUCGUGACGUCGAAACCGGCUCCGAUUGAGGAGGAUGCCUAUUAUCCAUUGCUUCACUAG